UCUACAUGCCGUCCCAAUCCUCCAUUAAUGGAGCCUUUGGCAAGAGCUCCGCCUCUCUCUUCGACCGUAGCGCAGUAAACCCUAUCAAAGCCCUUCGCUUCAGCUUCUCAACGAAAACGUCGACUGCCUCUGGCACCACCGUCCCGGUAAAGAUGGCGCGACUGAUUUCCUCCGCCGACUCAGGCGCUGGCGCCGCCACUGCGUCGCACCGCGUGGUGUUUGUGGACACCAGCCUCGACACUCACCUCGCGAUGGCCGUCUCCGAAUCCGACACAGUUUCGGACCUCAAAAAGAAAAUUAUUCGAGCGCACCAACAGUGCUUUCCGCAGUUUGGGGAGAUCAAAAUCAACGCAGUAAAGGUCAACCGAAGAGGGCACUCUUAUCACUUAUCCGACUUCAUAAUUGUGAUAAGUGCGUUCGAUGGGGUGAAGAAAGGUUGGUUUCUUUAUUUUGAUGCUUCGAGUCCAGUGGAGCGCCAAUGUCACCCUGGGGAACCUCCUAAUGCUAUAGUGGAGAUUAAGGAAAGGAGUAAUGAACAUGGGACCGUUGCUGCCAUAGAACAUGGCAGUGAAGCUAUACCAGAUUUAAGGGUUGCAUUUGAAGCGCAUGGUCAAGAAACUUUGCUGCCAGUUGUGAAGUGCUUGGAAUUACGAGAUGAAGGCAGUCCAAUGGAAAUUAAUCCAAGUAAGAAAAGGAGGAAAAUGAAAAGUGAAGCAACAGAACCUCUCAAUUCAUCCGAUGCUAUUGUUCUUCCUUCUGGGAAGGAUGUUUUGGACCAGAUUCAUGGGGAAACGAUGGAAGUUGAUACUGGGGCUGCUGUUACCAACCUUGAGAAAGCCAUUGUCUUAGGAAAUGUUCAUGCUGCGCCUUUUCCUGAAGUCCUUGAUAGUAUCGAGAAGGCUGAUGAUGCUCUUAUUCAGCGAGCAGAUGCUGAGAUGAAUGAUCUGGGUGCUGCUAAAAAGGAAAACCAAAGUGCUGCCGACUUUGUUGACGAGGAUUGCUCUCUUUUUCAUGAGAUGGACGUUGGACUUCCCUCAGCUGGGAAUGCUGCUUUAGCCAAUAAUCAACUAUCGGAAACUGGUCGACGUGAUACGAAUAAAAUGUUGCAGGCUAACGAUGCUCAUGUGGGUGCUGAAGAAGUUAGUGUUGUCCGUGCAGUAGAUACUGAAAAUAUUCAGGAAAAUACAGUUUGUCCAAAAAGAAGGAAGAAGAGUAGCAGAAGAAAGUCUUCUGCUGGAGAAAAAUUGGAAAUAUCAAAUUCAAUAAGUCAUGAUAAUUCUUUCAUUGAGCUUCAGCAAGCUGUAGAUUAUAUUCAAUCUGAAAAUAGGCUGAAUGAUGAAAAGAGCUUGUCAGAGGAGGGAAAGGAAGUAGCAGUUGCAGAUGCAGACAAAAACACUGGCAAGGAGCAUGGACUUGAGACAGGAAUCUCUCGGGAAAUCACAGAAAAUGCUGAAAUUGCUGUGGAGAAGAUGAAGAAGAGUCGUAAGAGACGGAUUUUGAAGGAGACAAAUGUUGAUCAGAGAAGUGAUAGACCUGAACAAGAGCAAAGCAGUCAAUCGAAAGUGGAGAGAAACAAAAUAGCAGUUGUGGAUGCAAAUGAGAAGUGUGGUAAGGAGCAUGAAAUCGACAUGGGAAUAUCUGGGGAAAUUGCAGAAACUGCUGAAAGUGUCAUAGGGAAGACUAAAAGAAGAACUAAGAAACAGAGUUCUAAGGAUGACCAGACAAGUGAUAGGCCUGGGAGAGAGCAAAGCAGUCCAUCGAAAGACGAGGGAAAAGAAACCAGGUCAAUGGCUGCUGAUCAGAAAUUUGACGAGGAGCACAUGGAUGAUGUGGGAUCUCUGCAGCAUAUCCCAGAUAAAGCAGCAGUUGAAGAUGACCUUGAGGCGAAGAUACAGAAGAAGAAAACUAGGAAACGGAGUUCUAAGGAGAAGAAAGAUGAUCAAUCUAUUGAUGACAUCGGAAAAGAGCAAAGCUAUUUGCCUCAAGCAGAAGGAAGAGAUGCGCCGGCUGUGGAUGCUGAUGGCAAGGACAUUACAGAGAAAUCGGCAGAUGCUGAUAAUCUCGAGGAGAAGACAAAGAAAAAAGCUACGAGACAGAGAUCUAAGGAGAGAAAUGCUGAUAGAAUUGAUAAAGUAGAAGCGAGUUUAUCUCAAGCAGAGGGAGCAAAAACAAUAGCUAAUAUGGUUGCUGAAAAUAUAUACUAUGAGCAGAGUGGAAGUGAGAUGGAACAGUCUUGUCAGUACACCGAAAAGUCAGCGGAUGCAGAUAAUGGCAAGGACAAGAGAAAGAAGAAGACUAUGCGACGGAGUUCUAAGGAGAAGAAUGUUGAUCUGUCCAAUGAUGGAGUUGAUAAAGAAGCCAAUUUCUCUGGAGCAGAAGGUGGAGAAGCAGUGGCUACUGUGACUGCUGAGGGUAAACCAUAUGAGCCAAAUGGAAAUGAGACAGAACGGUUGGGUCUGGUCAUGGAAAAUUCAGCACAUGUAGAUAUAGGUAAGGAGAAGAAAAGGAAGAAAACAACGAGGAGUUCUAGGGAGAAGAAUACUGAUCAAUCCAGUGAUAGAAUUGAUAAAGACCAAAACUAUAUUUCUCAAGUGGAGGGGGCAGUGGUCGCUGCCAGUAAGACAUCUGAAGGAGAGGAUGGAAAUGAGAGGCAAUCCUCAUUGCAGAUUAUCGAAAAGCCAGCAAAGGCAGAUAAUAAUGACGAGAAGAUGCAGGAGAAAGCUAAGGACUGGGGUAAUAAGAAUAAGGAUAUUGAUCAGUCCAGUGAUAUAACUGAAAAGGAGGACAGGAAUCACUCUCGUGGUGCAGAGGGAAAGAAAACAGCAGUUGUGAAUGCUGAUGAAAACUUGAAUCUCGAUCAUGGAGAUAAUAAUGGGGAGAAGGCUGAGAAGAGAACUAAAAGUAGGCAAAGUUCCCAAAAGAGUAUCCGAUCUAAUAGGGAGGCAAAGGAUUUAACCUCCAGUCAUAGCGCGAUGGAGAAGGAUACUAGUAAUUUGGGAAGCUCUGUCAUAAUGGCCAAAGGAAAGAAGUCAAAGGCAACAGGUUCAAUAGCUGAGAGAAAUGAUCAAGACUUGAAAGCCCAGAGAACAGCCGAGGUUACAGUUGAUCCUACUACUAAUAGCAAUUCUGAUAUUGCUCGAGUGCAAUCAUUAGAAGCAAAUAAACAGGGCGUCCCCCUUAAUGAAGUUGCUGAUAAUCUUCUCCUAGACGAUCAUGCAGGUGAAGCGAAUAAUCCUGUGGAUGAAUUGCAUGGGAGAGAGAUCAACUUCAGGGAAUAUUUUGUGCCUCGGCAAUCCCAGCAGGAAGUUGCUGCUUCUGGUAAUUCCUCAGUCGUCAAAGUGCCAAAGGAAAACAGAGCAGGGAGAGACCUGAAAGUUAAGAGUGGAAAAAGGAAAUCGGCAUCGUCUGCUAUGACAGGAUCGCUUCACCUAAAUGAACAAACUGGUGAAGAAACAUCUCGAUUCAGUAAGUCUGAUAAACUCACCUCUCCAGUCAAGAAGAUCCGUAAAACUCAUGGACGUGAAAGUCAAGCAUCGGCAUUCCCUAAGCCCAAAAUCAUGGAAUUUAAUGCUAAUUCAGAGAGGGACAGCGAAAAUUCUGCUGCAUCAAAUUCUGACAUGAAAGGGUCGAAGAAACCUAAAAGGGGCCGUUCCAGUGUAGACCGCUUCCGUGUAGCUAUUAGAAAGCCUUCCAACAAGAACAAGGGAGAAGUUGUGGAUAGCUCCGAACGCAAGAGAAGUCUCUUAUCUUUAUCUGGUGCGAUUUUCAUGGAAGAAAGCAGUGGGAGUUCCGAACGUAAGGGAGUCGAGAAUUCAGAUGCAAGCACCAGGACCCCAUCUGACAAUUCAUUGUCAGACAGCUCCGACAGCGAUACCCUGAAUGAUGAUUCUAGAAGAGACGGGGAACAUAGCAAAGGCAAAUCAAGCAUUAAAGGGGUGGAGAGUCUGUCCAUGGACAGAAUCCUCAGGAGUUCGAGUGGGUACAAGAAGGCCAGGCUAGCCGCUGCAUCACAACUGGAAGAAAAUGAGAGCCAGCCCGUUGAAUUUGUUCCCGACAGUCAGGCCAACGUCUGAGCACAAAGAAGUGAAAGACGGGGCGGCAGGUCAGAUCAAGAUAUACCUAUUUAAGGAGAUUAUGGCAUUCUGGGUUUUCUGCUGCUGCUUUUUUCGCCGUCAUUGUUCGGCCAAUUUCAGUAUGCUUCUCUUUGUUCGCCAGUCUCCAAUCGACGGCCCAAGGGAUGAGGUCUCAAUAAUGCAGAUCAGGGAAGCUUGGGCUGAGUUUUGCUUUACAGAAAAUAUGAUUUUUUGGAGAAGCAACAUUUUUGUCAUGUUCAAUGUGGUUCGAGGUGGUGAGAGAGGACACUUACAAAUUGUUUAGCUUUCUCAUUAUACACCCGGUAUCAGUUCAUCGACCCAAAAAUGAGGAAGUUAUAUAGAAAGGUGUGGUUACUUUGGUAUUA
Punica granatum (pomegranate) is the source of this 4459-nucleotide messenger RNA. The record is from RefSeq and is a predicted model, not a curated record. Lineage: Eukaryota; Viridiplantae; Streptophyta; Magnoliopsida; Myrtales; Lythraceae.